Messenger RNA from Hermetia illucens (black soldier fly), 955 nucleotides. RefSeq names its product myosin heavy chain, cardiac muscle isoform-like. Bases 90 to 857 code for a protein of 255 amino acids. Lineage: Eukaryota; Metazoa; Arthropoda; Insecta; Diptera; Stratiomyidae. The record is from RefSeq and is a predicted model, not a curated record. The transcript has 3 exons.
UGCGUCAAUCAAUUGUUUUCAUACAAAAAAUAGGAGCAAUAUCCAGAAAGUUUUUAUUUUGAGCGCAUUUACUACAUAUAAAUAAGAGCAUGGACAAUUUAAAUAAUAUCAUGGGCGCGGCAGAAACAAUCUCACCAAAGAAAGAGCCAUCAAGACCAGAAUUCUUUUUGCAUAUAAUCAAAUCAUCAACAUCAGCCCCGGACUCAACUAAUCCCUCGGAACCAAGUAGUGAGCAAGCUCAAUCAAUGGAAGAAUAUAAAGAAUCCGCUGAACUACAAGAGGCUCAUCAGAAAUUCAAGGAAAUAUCAGAAAGUAUUGACAAUGAAGAGAAGAACCUCCAAAAACUCGAAGAACGCCGCAGAAAACUAGAACAAGAUAUGGAGCGAUUACAAAGAGAUAUUGAAGCCGAAAAGGAACUUUUCCGUCAAAAGAUCGAAGCUGAUUUAGCACGAAAGUCUGAGUUCUCGGAGUUUAGCUUGGACGAUUCAACCUUAACUGCAAGUAUUUCCAAAAUGGAUCCUUUAAGUAUAAACACGGAAGAAGUUGAAGACCGUCUUCGUGAGUACCGCGAAGCUGUCGAAGAUUCACAACUCCAAUCUCUACUAAAAGAGGACGAUGCUGAUAUCAAAAGGCUUCGAGAGAAUCUAGUUACGUAUAAGCGUGCCUUAUCAGGCACACGGAAGGAGGAAAUUGUAAAACAAAAGCGAAAGGCAGCAGCGAAAAUUUUUCAAAGACAUCUGGAAGAAGUUGAUGUGAAAUGCAAUGAGCAAAUGAGUAAAUUGUCAACAAUUCAAAAAAGUAUUGGAAAUAUCAAUGUGAAAGGGAAGGACGAAACCAGGGACGGGUUCAACUUUUAAGCAAAUUUUUCUGAUGAGUUGAAGCUACUUAUUUAGUAAAAAUAUUCAGUACUUUGUAUUUGCAAAUUUUUAUUAGAAAAAAAAAUAUUUAAACUUUU